AUGUUUAAGAACUGGGCAGCUGAACAAGACUUAAAAUUUUCGAAAUUGAUAACCGAAAUUUCCGAUUUGAAACAGCAAAAUAGCGUUAUACAAGAGACUAAUUUGGAGAUACGCAAAUUUAUGACAUUUGCCUCCUCAGAAUAUGAUGAUAUGAGGAAAAAGAUAGCAAAAUUAGAAAAAGAACGUUCCGAGUACACAGAAAAUUUAAUGAAAAUGGAAAGAAAAAUACACGAUCUACAGGUUAAGUCCCGCACGGCAUCAAUAGAAUUUAGAAAUAUCCCUAUGCAAGAAAGGGAGACGACCGAUGACCUGCUUUCCAUAGUAAGCACCGUAUGUAAUGCUCUGCAUAUUCCCAUCAAACACGAUGAAGUGCGGGAUGUUUACCGUCUACCGGGUAAACCUGGAACGAAUAAAACUAUCGUGGCCGAAUAUGUAACGGUGCGCGACAAAAAUAAUAUUUUGUCAGCGGCUAGAAAUUUCAAUGAAAAGAAACCGACCGAAGAAAAACUUAACUCUGAAUCCAUUGGGUUAUCUGGUAAGCGCAUACCAAUAUAUAUCUCAGAAUAUUUACCACCAAGCUCCAAAGCCCUAUUUCGAAAAGCUAGAAUGUACGCCAAAAGCAAUAAAUACAAUUACGACUAA
Molecule: messenger RNA, 642 nt
Organism: Parnassius apollo (apollo)
Lineage: Eukaryota; Metazoa; Arthropoda; Insecta; Lepidoptera; Papilionidae
Source: the annotation of a GenBank genome assembly